Molecule: messenger RNA, 450 nt
Organism: Prorocentrum cordatum
Lineage: Eukaryota; Dinophyceae; Prorocentrales; Prorocentraceae
Source: the annotation of a GenBank genome assembly
AUGUUAUACCGUCCGUCGCCCGUUAACAUCAGGCAGGGGGUGGGCGCCAUGAUGGCCGUCCUGGCCGCGCUACGGAUUCACCACAAGGCUCCUGAUAUUGAGUUUCAGGCGCUCAGGGCUUUUCAAAUGGUGGGGCAUCCAGGAGCAAGUUCCCUUCAACGCCUGCCUGGCCAUGUGAUGGUCAAGCGCGUGGCGCAGCACGACAGCAUCGCAUCCCCCUCCGCCUCCGAGAGCCUCCCGCCCCAGAGCCUCUCUUCCUCAGCUGGCCGGUCCUCCCGCCGUUCGCCAUUUUGCCUGGCGAAGAGGCUACGUCUUCACUCCCAGAGAGAAGCUGCCCAAUCCAUGUGCAUCUCUGUGCAGUCGAAGGAGGCCGUCAAGUGUCGCAAGGUGCAGCUUGCCUUUCGAUGUCGUCGUUGUCUGCGGCGGCAGCCGCACCGUAGCCAAUGCUAA